Molecule: messenger RNA, 3312 nt
Organism: Cyphellophora europaea CBS 101466
Lineage: Eukaryota; Fungi; Ascomycota; Eurotiomycetes; Chaetothyriales; Cyphellophoraceae
Exons: 2
Coding region: 1-3312 (1103 amino acids)
Biological process (GO): protein transport to vacuole involved in ubiquitin-dependent protein catabolic process via the multivesicular body sorting pathway
Cellular component (GO): endosome
Molecular function (GO): protein binding
Source: RefSeq, a predicted model, not a curated record
AUGGUGCAGGCUCCCAUGUUAUCUUGCCCGCUCAAGCAGACCGGUGAGGUCGAUUGGAUUACACCUCUGAAAAGUUAUAUCCGAGCAAGCUACGGCGAUGAUCCAGACAAAUACUCAGAAGAAUGCGCCACCCUCAAUCGCUUGCGCCAGGAUAUGCGUGGAGCGGGUUCCGACAGCGCUUCGGGAAGAGACCUACUAUACCGAUACUACGGACAGCUUGAGUUCCUGGACCUGAGAUUUCCAGUCGAUGAAAACCACAUCAAGAUCUCGUUUACUUGGUUCGAUGCAUUUACACACAAACCUACGUCGCAGUACUCGCUAGCAUUCGAAAAGGCUUCGGUCAUAUUUAACAUCUCGGCUGUAUUGUCAUGCCAUGCUGCUGCGCAGAACCGAGCCGAAGAUAAUGGGCUCAAGACCGCCUAUCAUUCAUUCCAAGCCUCGGCUGGCAUGUUCACAUACAUCAACGAGAACUUCCUGCAUGCGCCGUCUCAAGAUCUCAACAGGGACACCGUCAAAGCUUUGAUCAAUGUCAACCUCGCCCAGGCACAGGAGUCGUUCCUUGAAAAGCAGAUUCGCGACGGUAAGAAGUCGGCAUUGCUGGCCAAGUUGGCCUCCCAAGCACACUGGUUGUAUGCUCAGGCCAAGGAAGGUCUGGAAUGCGAGAACUCGAGGCAGAUAUUCGACCCAACCUGGCUUAAGUUUAUUCAAAUAAAGACGCUGCACUUCGAUUCGGUGGCACAAUACUUUCAGGCCGUGACUGAGGACGAAGGCAAUCUGCAGGGCUCUGCCAUUGCGAGACUUAACCUUGCGGAGAAGGCCAGUAAACAGGCUGUUCAGCAGGCAAAGGUUUUUCCUGCAACACCCGGCACUUCGUCUAAUCUUGGAUCAGAUACCGCUUCGAAUCUACAGCAGAUAACAAAGCGCCAGCUCGAAACUGUGCAAGAGAAGCUGACUUCGUCCAUCAAAGACAAUGGCUUUAUCUAUCAUCAAACUAUUCCAGCGGAAGGCUCUCUUCAGCCAGUCACCAAAAUGCCCGCCGCAAAGGCCAUCCCAGUAUCUGAUCUUUACCAAGGCCAGGACAUCCAGCGAAUUACCGGGCCUGAUAUAUUUCAAAAAAUUGUACCCAUGUCCGUUACUGAGCAAGCCAGCAUGUAUGACGAGGAGAAGGCGAAGCUCAUUCGAUCCGAGGCCGAGAAAGUUGAACAAGCCAACGGAGAGAUGGCCGCCAGUCUAGACUACCUCAAGCUCCCAAACAGCCUGAACGUGCUUAAGGGUGGGCUAGAUUCAGAAAUGAGUCUAGAUCCAGAGUUUGAGCGGUGGUGCCAGGAGAUGUCCAGUCACGGGUCCUUCUCAACCGCUUUCGAUCAGCUGCAGCGUGAGAAGGCCUCUGUUCUCGAGAGCCUUGCGAAGAGCUCCAAGCAACUCGACAUGGAAGAAAGCGUAUGUGAAAAAAUGAGGUCGAAGUAUGGCGGUGAGUGGACUCAACAGCCGAGCUCACGCCUUACGUCGACGUUGCGCAGUGACAUUAAAAGCUAUCGUGAUACGGUCGACGAAGCUGCCGGCAGUGAUAACCAGCUUCUGAACACCGCGAGGCAACAUGAAGCCGACUUCGAGGAGAUGCGAUCCGCGGGCGAGACAGGAGCAGCCGAUGUAUUAUACCAGCAAGCCCUCAUCAAGUCGGGCGUCAAAAGCGAUAGAUCGAUGCAGAGCUCAGAAAAUCUAUUGGAUGAGGAUUAUGGUGAAGGUGGCGUCUCCAUUGCCGAUCAAAUCGCCAAAGUCGAAGACGUCCUUCGAAAGCUGAACCUAGUGAAGCGAGAACGCAUGCAAGUUCUCAAAGACUUGAAGGAAAAGGUCCAUACUGAUGACAUUUCGAACAUACUCAUUCUCAACAAGAAGUUGAUAGCGAACCAAGAAAGUCAGCUAUUCCAGGCCGAGCUGGAGAAGUUCCGAUCUCAUCAAAACCGACUGAUCUCGACUGUUCAUAAACAGUCAUCGCUCCUCAAAGAGCUGACCAAGACCUACGGCGACCUCCUACAGGACAAGCGGGUGCGAUCAGACCAGCAAAGAUACGAGGGUAUUCAAAAAGCGAGGAGUAACGUCCUAUAUCGAUACCGCAGGGCUUUCACAGCACACGAAGACCUGACACAAGGCCUGAUGCGAGCUCAAGGAUUCUACAGUGAAAUGAAAGAGAGUGUGGACAGUCUGGAGAAGAACGUGGAGACUUUUGUCAGCAAUCGAAGAGCAGAAGGCGCACAGCUACUGAACCAGAUCGAGCAAACGAAAGCUGGCGCGGCGGGAGGUCAAGCUGCGGCAGAACAGAAGCGAAUGCAAGAGUUGAUGCAGCGGUUGUCCAUGGAUCCGAGCGCUUCGUCGCCAACGAGUCAGCGGCCACCCACCGUACCACCACAGCCGUCUAGUGCCAACGCUCAACCGUCGCCAGCACCUCAGCAGAACUUCCCUGCCGCAAACGCCGACCCGCGCUUCACGAUUCCGCCUCGGGAAGAGCCUGUCCCGGUCUUCACCAAUGGCUACCCAUCUUAUGCGCAGCCUCAACCACCACAAAAUCCUUCACCUGUCUCACCACAAUCCGGUCAUCCUUACUCGCAAGGCGCAGCGGCGCCGCUUUCCACGGGCUACAAUCCCAUGGCUUACCCCGAGCGCAACGUCGCCUCGCCCGUCAAUGCCAACCCACAACAACAGGCUCAAGGCUUCUCAUACUCUCCCGUGACCUCGCCUCCAGGAGGGCAACAGAGCCAAUCUUUCUUCCCGCCCCAAACUCAACACCAGCACCAACAAUCACACUCUCCGCAACCACCCCCCCAACAACAGCACCAGCAACAAUACCACCAGCUCAACUUCACCUCCCCUUCCUCCCAGUACCCACCACAGCAGCAACAAUACCCGAGCUUCCCGCACCAGCAACCCUCCUAUCAAUCACCCCCUCCCCAGCAGUCCUACCAACAACACUACCAGCCCCAACACCAACCCCACGCCUCCUCCUAUUCGCAAUCCCAACAAUCCCAGCCCUCGCCCGGCUUCCAAACCCCCUACAGCAUGCCCCAGAACUACGUUCCGCCCCCACCGCCCCCAGGCCCGCCCGGAGGGGGUUCGUCCACGCAGUACCCGUCACACCACCAGGGGCAGUGGGCCAGCGGGCCCGGCGGCUACGCGAAUUAUCAAGCUCGAGCACCGGGCGUGGGCCAGGGCCAGGGCCAGCAGCAGCAAUCUCAGCAAGGGCCGGGAGGCGCGCAGCAGGGUGGUGGGGGCCCGGGUGGUGGAGAUCCGUGGGCUGGCUUGAGUGCUUGGAAGUAG